This is a messenger RNA of Mus pahari (shrew mouse), 2094 nucleotides long. RefSeq names its product apurinic/apyrimidinic endodeoxyribonuclease 2 (gene Apex2). Gene Ontology annotation, molecular function: phosphoric diester hydrolase activity; double-stranded DNA 3'-5' DNA exonuclease activity; DNA-(apurinic or apyrimidinic site) endonuclease activity. The record is from RefSeq and is a predicted model, not a curated record. Gene Ontology annotation, cellular component: nucleus. Gene Ontology annotation, biological process: base-excision repair. NCBI's taxonomy places the organism in Eukaryota, Metazoa, Chordata, Mammalia, Rodentia, Muridae. The transcript is spliced from 7 exons. The coding region runs from base 277 to 1827 and encodes 516 amino acids.
GUUCACCUUGCCCCAAAGGUCAGUACUAAUAUUAACGAGCCACUGGAGAAUGGAGAAAUUAAAACCAGCUAUUGAGCCUCCACCUUAGUUCCGUCUCCCGCCUAAGAGAACUGAACUCGAAGUCCCGCCCUGCGUGCGUCCUGCCGUCGGAGGGGGCGGAGGAGAAGGUGAGAACGCCCGUGGAAACGCGAGAGAAGGCGGGGAGCCAGCUCACUUCCGGGCAGCAAUGCAUUCGCCCGCCUAAGUUUCCUUUGGGAAACCGGACAGUUUACCAAAAUGCUGCGCGUGGUAAGCUGGAAUAUCAAUGGGAUCCGGAGUCCCCUGCAAGGCCUUGCCUGCCAGGAACCCAGCAGCUGUUCCACGGCCUUGCGACGCGUUUUGGACGAGCUGGAUGCUGAUAUUGUCUGUCUCCAGGAGACCAAAGUGACCAGAGAUGUACUGACAGAGCCCCUGGCUAUUGUUGAGGGUUAUAACUCCUAUUUCAGCUUCAGCCGCAGCCGUAGUGGCUAUUCUGGUGUGGCUACCUUCUGUAAGGACAGUGCUACUCCAGUAGCUGCUGAAGAAGGCCUGAGUGGUGUGUUUGCCACCCUCAAUGGGGAUAUUGGUUGCUAUGGAAACAUGGAUGAGUUCACGCAAGAGGAACUCCGGGUUCUGGAUAGUGAGGGCCGGGCCCUCCUUACACAGCACAAGAUCCGCACAUUGGAAGGGAAGGAGAAGACUUUGACCCUGAUCAAUGUGUACUGUCCUCACGCGGAUCCUGGGAAGCCUGAGCGGCUGACCUUUAAGAUGCGCUUCUAUCGCCUGCUGCAGAUCCGAGCAGAAGCGCUCCUGGCAGCUGGCAGUCAUGUGAUAAUCCUGGGGGACCUGAAUACAGCCCACCGACCCAUUGACCACUGCGAUGCAAGUAGUCUGGACUGCUUUGAAGAGGACCCAGGGCGUAAGUGGAUGGAUGGCUUGCUCAGUAACCCAGGGAAUGAGGCUGGACCCCACAUAGGGCUCUUCAUGGAUAGCUACCGCUACUUGCAUCCAAAACAGCAGAGGGCUUUCACCUGCUGGUCAGUGGUCAGUGGUGCACGCCAUCUCAACUAUGGCUCUAGACUUGACUAUGUACUGGGAGAUAGGGCCUUGGUCAUAGAUACCUUCCAGGCCUCCUUCUUACUCCCUGAAGUGAUGGGCUCUGACCACUGCCCUGUGGGAGCUGUCUUAAAUGUAUCCUGUGUGCCAGCAAAACAGUGCCCAGCUCUGUGUACCCGCUUCCUCCCCGAGUUUGCAGGUACCCAGCUCAAGAUUCUUCGCUUCCUAGUUCCUCUUGAGCAAGAACCUGUGCGGGAACAGCCAGUCCUGCAGCCCAGCCAUCAAAUCCAGGCACAGAGACAGCCAAGCAAAGCCCGCAUGCAUUCAACCAGGCUUCGGAAAAGUCAAGGUGUCCCCAAAAGAAACCAGAAAAACCUGAUGAGUUACUUCCAGCCUUCCUCUAACCUUUCCCAAACUUCUGGUGUGGAGCUGCCUACCCUGCCUCUGGUGGGCCCUCUUGCAACCCCAAAGACUGCAGAAGAGGUGGCAACAGCCACAGUGGUAGAAGAGAAGAACAAGGUUCCAGAGUCCAAGGAUGAGAAGGGAGUAAGGACUGCCUUCUGGAAGUCUAUGCUGAGUGGGCCCUCACCCAUGCCCCUCUGUGGAGGCCACAGGGAGCCAUGUGUGAUGCGUACUGUGAAAAAAGCAGGACCCAACUUUGGUCGCCAGUUCUACAUGUGUGCUAGACCCCGAGGUCCUCCCAGUGACCCCUCUUCCCGCUGUAACUUCUUCCUCUGGAGCAGGCCCAGCUGAACAGACUGAGGCAUGGGGAUGUCACCAUGCAUGGGGUCAGAUGCCAGGUCUCCCCCUAGGAAGGUGUCCUUUUCCCCGAGUCUUCUUUUUGUUUUCUGCUUUCCCUCCCUUCCUUCCCUUCUCCCCCUAAUGCCUCUCCCCUCUCACAUCUCUGUUUCUUCCUCUUUGGACAUGGAGGAGCAGGGAACUAAUUUAAACCCCUUCUACCCUUGUUAGGGCAUAAAUAACAUUUUGUUCAUAAAUAAAGUUCACGUCUUUGUUUCAGUA